CCUCCGACACACCGCCUAUCCCUCAGCCAUGGUCGGAACGAAGCGCGCCGCCGACGAGGAAGCCACUGGACCCACCACUCGGUCUGCGAAGACACCCAAAACCGCGCCCACUGGGCGGGGCGGCCGUAAAGGCGGCAAACGAGGGCCCAAAACCAACUUGGCCGCGUCGGCGUUCAAGGCCCGCGCGAUGCCCCUGCACGUCAACAUCACACACACGCCCCCGCCGCUCCCAGAUGCGGCGGAGGAGGGCGAGGACGCCACGGCUGUUGCGACGGUCGACCCCGGCUUCAUCGGCGCCGUGACACUCGUCCCCGACACGUUCGCCACUGGGAGCUACGGCUGGAAGGGAAGCAAGCGCCUCACCAUUGAGCUCCAGAACGUCGAGAGCGCGGAGGGCGAGAAGGAGAAGGUGCAUGUGAUGCUGACGAUAAACGCAACUGUGAUGGGAAGCAAAGGCGCCAAGGAGGAGGGCGGCGAAGAGGGCGCGGACGAGCAUGUCGAGAACGGUGCGGAGGCAAAGGAGGAAAACGGCGCGGAGCUCAAAGCUGAAAAUGGCCUAGAGAACAAGGGCGAGAACGGCGCCGAAGAGAAUAAUGUCGAGGCCGACAUCACGGAAGCGGCACAGGAGACGGCGGCAUGAGCGUACGGGGUCUACCUUAUCUUGUUUAUUCAGCCUAUCUGUAUUACUAUCUGCUG
Messenger RNA from Postia placenta MAD-698-R-SB12, 696 nucleotides. RefSeq lists its product as hypothetical. Bases 29 to 640 code for a protein of 203 amino acids. The record is from RefSeq and is a predicted model, not a curated record. The transcript is spliced from 4 exons. Lineage: Eukaryota; Fungi; Basidiomycota; Agaricomycetes; Polyporales; Adustoporiaceae.